Zingiber officinale is the source of this 1686-nucleotide messenger RNA. RefSeq names its product heat stress transcription factor A-4b-like. Lineage: Eukaryota; Viridiplantae; Streptophyta; Magnoliopsida; Zingiberales; Zingiberaceae. The record is from RefSeq and is a predicted model, not a curated record. The transcript is spliced from 2 exons. The coding region runs from base 236 to 1456 and encodes 406 amino acids. Gene Ontology annotation, biological process: regulation of transcription by RNA polymerase II. Gene Ontology annotation, cellular component: nucleus. Gene Ontology annotation, molecular function: RNA polymerase II cis-regulatory region sequence-specific DNA binding; DNA-binding transcription factor activity.
AAAGGACUUUCUGCGCUUUCUUGCUCCCUUCGCCUUCUAGAAAAUUCCAACGACUUCGACUCGCGAAUGGUACCAGAAUUUGAGAACGAACUCGGAAGAAUUCGAUCUCUCUCGCUUAUGGAAACACAAACAAGGAAGGAAGGAAGGACGAAGCGAAGAUCUUGAGGAAAAUAGAACGAUCAUCUUUUUUUCCUUUUUCGCCAGAAAAGCUUGGUGGUGAGCCGCCGGUCGGCCGAUGGAGACGGAAGGCAGUGGCGGCGGCUCCCGCGGCGGUUCGAGCUCGCAGCCGCCGCCGUUUCUCGACAAGACAUACGACAUGGUGGACGACCCGGUGACGAACUCCGUCGUCUCGUGGAGCGCCAGCAACGCGAGCUUCGUGGUCUGGAACGCGCCGGACUUCUCCCGGAUCCUCCUCCCCCGCUACUUCAAGCACAACAACUUCUCCAGCUUCGUCAGGCAGCUCAACACUUACGGUUUCAGGAAGGUAGACCCCGAUCAAUGGGAGUUUGCAAACGAGGACUUUGUGCGAGGACAGAGACACCUCCUGAAGAACAUACACCGACGCAAGCCGAUCCAUAGCCAUUCCCUCGCCGCCACCCAUUUGAAUUCCUCGAUCGAUAAGCAAGAGCUCGAGGAAGAGAUCGAGAGACUCAAGCUGGACAAGAGGAGGCUUUGGGGUGAGAUCCAGAGGCACACGCAGAAGCAGUGCGAGUUGGAAUGCCAAAUGCAGGCUUUGGAGGAAAGGUUGCAGGUUCUUGGGCACAGGCAGAAGGGGCUGGUGUCCUUCUUGACCAGGGCCAUACAAAACCCCGCUGGCUUCCUUUCUAACUUUGUGCAACACUUGGAGGAAUUUCACACCAAGAAGAAGAGGAAAUUGCCGCGAAUCGACUACUCGAACGACGACGACGACAUCUACGGCGAAGAACAGCCGGUCCAAGCAUUCGACAUGGAGUCGUUCGAGAAGAUGGAAUCGUCUCUGAAUUCACUUGAGAAUUUCUUUAGAGGUGUUAGUCAAGCAUCCGGGGACGACAUACCCUAUGAUAACAUGAUCAUCUCCGAGACAAUAGCCUCAUCGGUACCGAGACUGCUCGCUUCAUCGCCGGAGAUACAAGAAUCUACGAGCUUCGUAGAGACUCCUUCUGUUCCUGCGAUCGAAAAGGAAGUGGAUUCGGGUAGCAAAUUCUCGGAGAUUGAUGUGAAUUUGGAGCCCAAAUCUACUGAGGUUGAUUCAUCAAGAGAUGUUGGCACAAGCACAACCUCAGCAGUGCCUGCCGGGGCAAAUGAUGUAUUCUGGGAGCAGUUUCUCACUGAAAUUCCGGGCUCUUUCAAUACGAAGGAAGCUCAAUCAACUAGAAGAGAUUCAGAAGACAAUCAAGGAAAUGUUAUCGACAGGAAAAGUGUCGAUAACUUUUCACCCGAUAUGAAGAAGAAUCUCACUUCAGCAGAGAAAACCUAAUCCUAGUUCUGUAUGUAUCAUAACUCUCAGAAUGUUUCCCUGUAUUAGAUGUGAAUGUUCAAUACUUAGCAUACAAAUGGCUUCUGUCUUUCGAUUAAUCUAGAAAGUAGAUUGGUUCAUAGUAAAUUCGAAAUAUUAACCUGCAUUUGAGAUUCAAAUUUUAAAUUUUUUGUGAUGUAAAUUUGUUCAUCUUUUGAUGAAUUUGAUAGGAUUUUUUUUAUAUCGUAAAA